GGCGUGGAGGCGCGAGGGGCGGGGCGGGAGGACAGCACUGCGGGCCGGCGGCUCCGGCGGCUCCGGCGGCUCCCACUCGCUGUGCGCUCUCAGUGCCCGCAGGCGCCUGCGGAGCCGCAUUGCCGCUCGGCUCGGCCCAUGCCCGCCGCCCCCUCCGCCGGCGCCCGGGGGGCUGCAGCGGCAGCGAGGCGGGAGCGGCCGCGUCAGGCGGCGGGGUGGGCCGCCGGGGCAGGGUCCAGGGACGCAGCGCGGCGGGCGUAGGUCUAUGUCGCGGGCGGCGGCGGCGGCGACGGCCGCGGAGGGACGAUGCGCGAGUACAAAGUGGUGGUGCUGGGCUCGGGCGGGGUCGGCAAAUCCGCCCUGACCGUGCAGUUCGUGACCGGCACCUUCAUCGAGAAAUACGACCCCACCAUCGAGGACUUCUACCGCAAGGAGAUCGAGGUGGACUCGUCGCCGUCGGUGCUGGAGAUCCUGGACACGGCGGGCACGGAGCAGUUCGCGUCCAUGCGGGACCUGUACAUCAAGAACGGCCAGGGCUUCAUCCUCGUCUACAGCCUCGUCAACCAGCAGAGCUUCCAGGACAUCAAGCCCAUGCGGGACCAGAUCAUCCGCGUGAAGCGGUAUGAGAAAGUGCCAGUCAUCUUGGUUGGGAACAAAGUGGACCUGGAAAGUGAGAGAGAAGUGUCAUCCAGUGAAGGUAGAGCCCUUGCUGAAGAGUGGGGCUGCCCCUUCAUGGAGACUUCUGCUAAGAGUAAAACAAUGGUGGACGAACUCUUCGCAGAAAUUGUGAGGCAGAUGAACUAUGCUGCGCAGCCUGACAAAGAUGACCCAUGCUGUUCUGCAUGUAACAUACAAUAGCAUUCAGAAAUGCCGAUCCUGGACAGGCUUUGCCCAGUAUCAUAGGUGAUACAAGCCUCGUCUGCCCGACUGCAGAGUUUGCAGGAUGUGUGGUGUGAAUCUAUGGUGAAAUAGCAGCCCUCAUUCAGAAUUCAGCAGUGAUUGUCCGUUGAUAUCUCUGAGUAACAUUUGGGUUCAGUAACUACAGUUUUCACCAUUGUCCUCAGUCUCCUAGACGCACCUGCAACUUUGAGGCAUAGCCAAUCAAUCUACAGGGUGAUCUCCUUUGAAAGCAACGAUGGCAUCGUCGCUGAGUUGACCGAAGCAACUAUUGUAUAAAAAGUAAUCAUGAGAGAGAAACCAGAAGAAUUCCUAUGACCACUACAAUUAAAAUAUUUUAUCUUCUGUAAAAAAAAAAAUAAUAAUAAUAAGUAAAGGAGAAAUAUUUUCCUACAAGAGUACUGAAUUUCAGGAAUUGAGAUAGUGCUUCUAAUCAAUGUAUUCUGUCAAGUAAGAUAACAGCUGACCUGCCAACAGCAUUACAGGGAGAGAUUCUUUGCUCAACUGACACAUUUCUGUUUUUCAAAAUUGAUGCUUAAUUGUAGAUGUUAUUCUAAUUUGUGACACAGAACUAACUCAUGCAUCAGUCCUUGCUAGAGCAAAAGUCAAAACAGGUUGUGUAAACAUACAGUCUCGCUUUAGAAGUGUAAAGUCACCUGCUUUGCCACAGAAAAUGGAGGCUCUCACAAGGGUUUGAUCUGAAUUAAAGCCCCAAACCCACCCUCUGGUAAUCAAGCAGAUAUGGUCUUUAUUACAUUUCUGAACAAGAAGGAAGCAACUGUGAUGCAAAGAAACUGCGCAGCCUUACUAACAAGAAGCGUUCUAGUAGUAGCUGAACUAGUACCAUCAUGUAAGGAAAAUGAAGCCAUGUUGCAUCCAUAUGUUCCCGUUUGCAGAAACCUCACAGGACAGUACAAGUAUUUUGCAUUUUUAUGUUUGUUAAAGCAGCAAAUUCCUUCUUGCCUUUAAGGGCUAUGGUUGUGGUGUGAUUCUUGGUUAACCUGCUUUCCAAAUCAAGUUUGCUUGUAGCAGAGCUUUAUUGCAGGCAUUUAAAAAGAUUGAAUAACCAUGUGAAAUAAUUUGGGCUUAAGAGUAGAACAUAAAUUAUAGAGUGGAAGGUAAGAGACAAAAAAAAAAGUCUUUUAUCUUUAAUUUUCCUGGAGAAUUAUAUAAAGAUUUUCCUGUAACAAUUUUGCCCUGAUUACUGAAGUGGCAAAUAAAGCUAGAGAAUAUUUUGUUUUGAAAAGGUGCUCAAGCUUCAACAUUUCUGGUUUUCAUAGCCGUGAAGUAUUUAUCGUUUGCAUGACUAAUGGCACAGGAAAAACCUAUACAGUCAAGUGUAGGAAGGUUUUUUACCUAACCUCAGAGUUAUAAAUGCUAAAGAGAGUACCUUAAGCUGAUUUUCAAGGUAAAUUUGGCCUUUGGAACUGCAAUAUCGCUGAGCCUGUGGUCUACAUACCACCCCACAUUUUGUUGUUCCACACUCUUGUGCAAGUAACCUCUGGUCUUAUGUGUGUAACUGAGAGAAUAGUGUAUGUUGUGUGUGCAUGUGUGUUUUAUCGUUCCUAAGAAUUUGGCACAAGUCAGAGAUGAUCGCCUAUACUGAGAAUCCGUGCUGCAGAAAAUAAUUAUCAAAAACAUCUUUUUCUUUUAAAUUAUUUAUGUGUUUGUUAAACAUCAUUGAAAUCAUUGGUAGCCCCCAGUGUUUAGUAAACUGGCAGUAAGCUUAAAGGAUAGAAAAAAGGUGGGUAGUAACUUCUUAUAGAUGAGAAAACAAGUGUGUGGGUAAAACCAGGCCAGAGUUGUUAAGUCUGAAUCAUGAAUGUUUCCAUUCUUCAGUAUAGAUUUUUUUAGAAACCCCCAUUAUGAAGCACCUUGUUUAUAGGACAAAAAGUUCUAAUCAAUUUCAUUGAAACAAAUUCUAUCGUGUAAAAAAGUUGAUUUGACUCAACCUGUAAAGAAAUCAAAGGUUUAAGAAGGAUGAUUUCUCUACUGAAAUAUAAAUAUUUGUUAGUGAAUUGGUUGAGUUUUGACGCCUCUAACUUCUCAGAAUGAUAGAAUUCCAUAUUUAACAGCAAUUUAUGACAACUAAGAUUCCACAUUAGAAACCUCUAUAAAGAUUCUACAGUUUUACCUAAUGGAUUGCUAUGCAGAUAAGAAAAAUAAGUUUAAUAAUAUGAAAGGUAUGGCAAAAUGUAAGGUGAAAAGAUUAUUUAGAAAUUGGGGUUUUAGUUAGAAGUGUUCGUGUCAGACAGUAAGGUGGGCUUUCACUGUAAAGAUGUUAAUAACUAACUUGGCUGCCUGAUCACAGUGUUUCCUACGUACUUGGGGACAAAACGUCAACGGCGAUAUCCAGAAACGUGGAAACCCUCGUGUGCUCUUACUGUUGGUAUUUCAUCUGGUAUGAAUAUAACUCAGCUUGAAUGAAUGUGUUUGUUGAGAUGUUAAUAAAAAGCUUAAGAACAGGAAGAUUAAAUUUGUUGUCACAUGAAAUAAUAGUGGCUACAGAGAAAUGUUGGUGACCUUGUAUCACUAUUAUUUUAUGCCCUGAUCAGACUAGCAACUAGAUAAGUGGAAGUUUUUCUAACAUGCCUUAAAAAUAUUAUGGUUUGAUCCAAAGACCCACUUUUUUUUUUUAGCUAUUUUAUAAGUUUUGUUGGUUUUGCUUUGUCUUGUUUUACUUUUAUACAAAGGCAGCAUUUGUUAAAUUUUUGUUGUUGUUUUAUGUUGCAGCUUUUUUGGGUUCUUUUAAGCUGUGAUAGUGACGGUAACUGAUGCUUUUCAUUUUGUUCAACUUACACAAAACAAGCCAGCAUCUGAUCAAAAGUAUUACAUAAAAUCUUUCUUAAACUAUUGAAAGGUGCUUUGGUGAUUUUCUCCUUUUGGUUUGUAGAAUUAGGACCGAGCGUGACUAAUUACUACAGUUGCCAUCACUUUUCUGUGGUAAAACUACUGAUAUUUGCUUUUCUAUAUAAAAAAUGUUGCCUAAGGAUGUCUGCUAUUUGUUUUCAAGAGUUGUCCAGUGGGAAUGUUGUCUCUUUAUGUGUGAAUAUGAAAGUGCUUAUUUUGUUUGUUGCUGUUGGUUUUUGUUUGUUUUGUUUUUUAGUUUUUUGUUCUUCUCGGUAGUCCUGUGUUAGCACUGGGUAAGCUUUAAAUGUCUCCUUAGCCAAUCAAAUCUUAAAGACUAUGGGGGUCUUUUCUUUUUUUAAUUAACAUGUCAUUGUGCAUCUAUUAAAUCUUGAUCAGGGUUUCAAGAAUGACUGCAGUGGAUUUUGGAAACAGACUUAUCAUUAUUGAUUUGGGGUUUCCCAGAGAUAAAUAUAGUUCACAGUUAAUUGUUGAGCUCUAAUACAACUGACCAUUUAAAAAUUUAACAACAGUUUAUUGUUUUGUAACAAUGUCAGUUGUUAAACCUUGACAUUUCAAUUAAAACACGAAUUGUAGUUAUAACUCUGCAAAUUCAACAGUUGUAUUUGGAGUUAAAUUAUUUUAACAAAUAAAUUUAUUUAAUGAAA
This is a messenger RNA of Myotis myotis, 4412 nucleotides long. It is a transcript of the gene RAP2A, whose product is annotated as RAP2A, member of RAS oncogene family. Gene Ontology annotation, cellular component: plasma membrane. Gene Ontology annotation, biological process: Rap protein signal transduction; negative regulation of cell migration. The transcript is spliced from 2 exons. The coding region runs from base 307 to 858 and encodes 183 amino acids. Gene Ontology annotation, molecular function: GDP binding; GTPase activity; GTP binding. Lineage: Eukaryota; Metazoa; Chordata; Mammalia; Chiroptera; Vespertilionidae. The record is from RefSeq and is a predicted model, not a curated record.